This is a messenger RNA of Aspergillus lentulus, 555 nucleotides long. Lineage: Eukaryota; Fungi; Ascomycota; Eurotiomycetes; Eurotiales; Aspergillaceae. The record is from RefSeq and is a predicted model, not a curated record.
AUGUUUGAGCUCGUCGAGCCUGAUCCCAUGAUCCUCGACAAAUACCAUAUCCUUCUGUCCUUCACCACGCUGUCUAAGGCUCUCUGCAUACUCCCGCUCCUCCGCAGUGGCAAACACGCCACACAGACAUCCCUUACAAAUAAUAGACUGUUCGACCAACUCCUCAUCCUCGCCAUUGCUGUCAUUAACGUACUUAGUGAGCGAGUAACUCUGAUGCCACAUUGUGACUGCGCCGUCCUUGUCACCCAGACCGGCGAAGACAUCCCCAAGUCGCCGAAAUGCCAUUCCAUCAUUCAACGGAUCAUUGUCGCUCAAGAGCCGAAUACACUCCUACCUACUUGUCCCCAUAUAUAUUGCUCUCCAUUGAAGUUACGUCGUCGUCAAGCCAUCCUUCGGUUUGAGGAGAAAGAGCAAAGCAUACUGCCUUCGCACAUCUCACUUGAGCCAGAUUCCGAGCGCCAUUUGGCAACGCUUUUCAUUUCGACCAAUCCGAGCUGCGACGUGGAACAGGUAGCCCAGAACGUGUCGGAUCGUCUGGGAGAGACGGUUCAGUGA